Messenger RNA from Adineta ricciae, 444 nucleotides. The record is from the annotation of a GenBank genome assembly. Lineage: Eukaryota; Metazoa; Rotifera; Eurotatoria; Adinetida; Adinetidae.
AUGUUCUUCUUCAAUGGCCGAAUACGAAACACUCACAUUACCCCGGGAAUCAUGCGUGAAGAUCCAUAUACUCAUACAAUUGGUCAGUCAUGUAUUAUUACAACUUGUCUUACGCUUAUUAUUGGUUUAACGCUCAUUGUCACCGGCGUUAUAUCCGAAACGAAGAAAACAGCUUUGAUUGGCAUUGGAGUGAUCAGCAUAGGUGUUAGUCUAUUUCUGACGACAAUACUUUGUUUCGAUACUCAAUUGAGAAUUUGCUAUCGAAACUGGGCGUAUGGACCGCCGAUUGUGCCUAUUCGUAUGGAAUGUUCACAAGGAAUAAUGGCAGCGACGAUGUCAAUAUCGACUAUGCGUGAGGCAACACGGUUGGAUAACGAAGCGACUUACAAUUCGGUUUUUACUACAGAUACUUAUGUUCAUUCUAAAAGUUGUGAGAAUAAAUAA